This is a messenger RNA of Salvia hispanica, 468 nucleotides long. RefSeq names its product protein DELETION OF SUV3 SUPPRESSOR 1(I)-like. Gene Ontology annotation, biological process: proteasome assembly; double-strand break repair via homologous recombination; mRNA export from nucleus. The record is from RefSeq and is a predicted model, not a curated record. Gene Ontology annotation, cellular component: proteasome complex; proteasome regulatory particle, lid subcomplex. NCBI's taxonomy places the organism in Eukaryota, Viridiplantae, Streptophyta, Magnoliopsida, Lamiales, Lamiaceae.
AAAUAGUCCGUGAUCAGUAUAAUUCAGCCGAAAAAUAAGCGUCAAUAGUUGGAAAUCUUCUUCGAUUACUCUGUAAGUUACUGUGAUUCGAGUCUAUCUCUUCAUUUGUAUGCGUGUAUACAGCGACUGGAAUGGCGACGGAAGGGCAGAAGCCAUCAGCUGAGGAAGUAAAGACCGAUCUAUUUGAAGAUGACGACGAGUUUGAGGAGUUCGAAAUUGAUCGAGUGUGUGAGGAUUUGGCCGAUUGGGAUGAGCAAAACGAAGGCGAAGUAAUAAAUCAGCAAUGGGAAGAUGACUGGGACGAUGAUGAUGUGAAUGAUGAUUUCUCUAUGAAGCUGAGGAAAGAAUUGGAGAGCGAGGCUAAGUCCACAUAACUUUGCUCAUGUUUUACACCGAUUUUUGUCUUAGGUUGUGCGUUGUGAUUCUGGUUACUGAAUAAUUUUCUUAAUUCAUUUGCCUUAUUGCCUA